This is a messenger RNA of Rhizophagus irregularis DAOM 181602=DAOM 197198, 2316 nucleotides long. Lineage: Eukaryota; Fungi; Glomeromycota; Glomeromycetes; Glomerales; Glomeraceae. The record is from RefSeq and is a predicted model, not a curated record.
CUAUUUCUUUUUUUUUUUUUGAAGUUCUCUUCUCUUUCUUUUUUACCUAAAAUGAAUAUUGUUAUACCGCAGCAAAAAAAUAUAUAUAUAUAUAUAAAUAGCCGACCACUCAUCUUUCUCCGUGAUUUCGUAGGACCCAAGUAGUUCAUUAUUUCUGUUCGUUCUUACAUAAUUGAUUGUACGCCACAAACCAAAAUUACAUCCACUUUGAAUUCAUCAUACUAAAAUUAUUCACAUUGAGGUGAAACAACCAACUUUACCUAUGUCACAACAAUAUUCACAACAAUUAUUACCAGAAUGUUUAGAAAAUAUUCUUUCAAAUCUUUCCGAAACAAAGGAUUUAUAUUCCUGUUUAAUGGUAAAUAGGUUUUGGUGUACAGUGGUUAUCCCCUAUCUAUGGAAAUAUCCGUUUAAUAUAGCUGGUACAUCUAAAGAACGGUGUAAUAUGAUAACUAGAACCUAUCUAUCAUGUAUUUCAGAAGAUUCUAGAAAAAAGUUAAUAAAUGUUGGGAUUAAUAUGUCGGAAUUUCCUCGUAAACCUUUAUUCGAUUAUAUUUCUUAUUUACAAAGUUUAACUAUAGAUCAAAAUACAUUUGAUUUGGUUCCAUUAAUCUUUAGAUUAAAAAAUAUCAAAAUUUCAUCAAAAACUGAAUUACAACAAAAGAUUCAGACUAUGUCGGCUAAUGAUAAAUGGAUUUUCGAAUUACAAAAACAAUCAGUUGAACAAGAAUUAUCAAAAGUUUUGUUGAGAGGUUGUACCAAAUUACAUUCCUUAGAACUUUAUAAAUGUGAUUUUUUAUCAAAUUUUCUUAAGAUUUUAUCAUCAUCACAACAAAAUAAUCGUUCUUCUUCAUUAUAUAAUAAUAAUAAUUUAUUAUUAUUAUCAUCAUCUUCUUCUUCUUCCUCAUCAUCUUUUUCUUCUUCUACUUCCUCCUCCUCUUCUUCAUCAAAUUCUUCUAAUCCAUUAUUUUAUACAUUAAAAGAAUUUUCAUGUGGUUCGUUAAGUGAUGAUAAACCUACUUAUGAUCUUCUUACAAUUAUGACAAAGAAUUGUAAAUUUAUAAAUUCUAUUAAAAUUUAUGAUAUUAUUUCUUUAAAAUUGGGUAAAGUUAUGGCAUCCCUUGUUUCAUCUCAAAAUUAUUUAACAUGUAUAGAAUUAAAUUAUUCAAAUUUUUAUAAUUUUACAACUUAUGAACAAAUUUUUCAAUCACUUUUUGAUGAUCAAUAUAAUCAAAUUCAGUUACCUCCACAUUUACAAAAAUUAUAUCAAUCAAAAAAAUCAUCAACAUCAUCAAUUAAUAAGAAGAAAAAUAAUCUUCCACCUUCUUUAAAUCGACUUAAACUUACAAAAACAAAUUUAAAUAAUAUUCAAAAACAUACUUUAGAUUAUAUGAUCAAAAAAUGCAAUAGAUUACAUACACUUGAAUUAAAUAAUUGUGUAUCAAUUAAUUCUUUAACCCCUUUACAACAUUCUUUAACAAAAUUAAACAAUUUAAAAGUUAUUUGUUAUGAACAAGAUUUAAAUUUUAUUACAGAAUUUUUUCAAAUUUCAAAUAUUAAUUUAAAAAAUAUUUAUUUGGGUUGGAAAUCAAAUUCACUUCCUCAAAUUAAUUCACCUUCACAAUUAUUAUUUAGUAAUGCACUUAAUCCAAUUUCAACAAAUUCUUCAUAUAAUAUGGAAGAAAGUUUUAAGAGAAUUCAAAUUUUAACAAAUCAUUGUACUCAAGUUGAAAAUUUGUAUCUUGAAACUAUAUUUCCUAAUGAAUUACUUUUAAUUUUUAAAUCUCUUGUUCAUUUACAAAAGUUAAGUGUCACAUUUAAUGAACAAUCAAAUUGGGAUGAACAUAUGGAAGAAUUGGGUGAAAAUAUUCCUAAAGAAUUACAAUGGAUUGAAAUUAGAAAUAAGAAAAAAUUACCAUUUAAUGUUAAAGGAUUAAAAGGUUUUUUGGAAAAGGUAAAAGGUGUAAAUGAAGAUCUGGAACUGGGUUUUCAGAAUUCACAGCAUUCAUACUUAAAUGUUAUUAAGGAAUAUGAUUUCAAAAUUAAUAAUUAUGAUUUUAAUUGGUAAAUGAAUAUAUAUAUAUAUAUAUAUGUAUCUAAAAGCUUAUAUUUUUUAGAAAAGUUUUUUCGUUCAUUUCAUUCUUCACUCAUUCAUUCAUUUACUUAUUUAUUUAUUACAUAUGUAUAUAUAUAUGUGUGUGUAUGUGUAUAGUAUGCGUAUAUAUAUAUGUAUAUAUGUCUCUUAUUUCGUAAAAAAGAGACAUAUAUAUGUAUAUAUGUCUCUUAUUUCGUAAAAAAGAGACAUAUAUAUAUAUA